AUGUGACUUGGCUAGUUUCAGCGUCUAUCUAAGUCUUGGACCGGCAUCGCUUUCGCCAUAAACUCGCGUUUGUUUCGCAUGCGCGUGAAGCUGACUCAGUCUCUCCCGAGAUCGACGCUCCGCUCCCCUCGCGCCCCAGUUAUGUUAGCCGUCGAGUACGGAGUAUAGUGUCUCUCAGUCAUCCUCAUCCGAGCCGGGGCCACAGUUCACCAACCUUGCAACGCCAUCCAGUGUGUCGUUUGAGGAUUCGAUGAGGGCAUGUUUUGGGCAGUAUAAGAUACGCGCGCGGCGGUGGUAAAUAUCCAGCAAAACAUGGAACAAGCAGCCCAAAUCGGAGGGAGAGAAAUUAACGAUAUCUUGGUGCCGACACUAAACGCGUUUGUCCCCAUCCUCGAAUCCAAGCGUGCGUCAAUUGAGCAGACAACGCGAGAGACACACCAAUAUGGCCCAACCGACCGGCACAUGCUCGACGUGUACUACCCUCCCACUCCGCGUCCCGACACCCCAAUCCUCGUCUUCUCAUACGGCGGCGGGUUCUACAUGGGUGCACGCACACUUCCCGCUCCCGCAUCCAUCAUCUACCACAAUCUCGGCUCCUUCUUCGCCACCCGCGGAUUCAUCACUGUCGUCCCCGACUACCGCCUGGUCGACUCUGGUGUCAAAUUCCCUGGCGCAGCGCAGGACGUGCGGGAUGCGAUGCAGUGGGCUGUGGAUAACCUCCCCUUCCCCGAUUCUGAUAUCUACGUCCUCGGCCAUUCGGCGGGGGCGAUGAACAUGUUCACUAUCCUCGCUCUUCCGGAGCUGUACUCCCCGACUUUGCAGCCACGUAUCAAGGGUGCAGUCCUCCUCUCUGGGCCGUACACGUUUGAGGACAUGCCAGCGGAUAUGAAGGAUUCCGUCAGACUGUACUACGGGGAAGACGAUGAGGCGAAACAGAGGGUGCCGUUGGCGUUGUUGGAAUCAGCGGGUGCCAUACCGACUCUGAGACUCUUGCUAGGUAUCGGCGAGAAGGACAUUCCCUGCCUGCACCCCGCUAUGGAGAAAUUCGGCGCGGCUUUGAGGGUGUCGUAUGACGAGUUUGUCGCGAAAGGGCAUAAUCACCUUAGCUUGGUGUUCGCACUUGGGACUGGGCAGGGCGAGGAAUGGGCAGAGGAUGUGGUCAAGUGGAUCCAUGCAUGCAGCGACUCGGAGCCGUAAUAGCGCACUGUCCAUGUCAUCCUUUUCUAAUAUAACGCACUUCAUCAUAUCGCUACGCCAGUGCUUGAAAAGGAUUCGGUUAGGUUUAUCAGACAGGGAGGAUAAUCUAGCUAGCCAUUAGGGACAAUAUCAGAAAUUUAAGCCACA
Molecule: messenger RNA, 1344 nt
Organism: Desarmillaria tabescens
Lineage: Eukaryota; Fungi; Basidiomycota; Agaricomycetes; Agaricales; Physalacriaceae
Product: Alpha/Beta hydrolase protein
Exons: 2
Coding region: 313-1197 (294 amino acids)
Molecular function (GO): lipase activity
Source: RefSeq, a predicted model, not a curated record